AUGAUCCUCAAUCCCGUCCUCUCGAUGAAGAUCUGUUCUCGGAUCUCACUCUCCAACCCCCAUCCCAGCCCCAACCCCUCGAACCAGGCCCUAGCCCUAGCCCUAUCAACUCUCACCAUCCCCCUUGCCGCCAAAUCUCCCGGAAGAAGAAGCGCGCCGUCCGAAUUGGCUACGCUCGUGAUUCCAUUCCUCUCGAGGAUUCCUCUCCCCUCCCAGUUCCGGUCCCAAUCAAACCCCGAGAUGACCAAUUGCCCAAAGAAGAGAUCUUGCCGGAGGUUCCCCGGGAUCAAGUCCACGAGACCACCGGAACCGAAGAGCCCCAGUUGGCCAAGGGUGAGAUCUUGCCCGGAGUUAUCGAAGAUCAGGUCACUGGAACUGCUGCAAUGGUCGAAGAGGAACAGAACAAGGAAGAGGCCGUUGGUCCCGUUGAGGACAAGUUGGAGCUUGUCAGGGCUCGAAUCUCGUCAAAGCUUGACAAGAUUCGAGGGACCGCAGCGCUGGUUUCAGUGCAGAGGAAGGAACUCGGGAGGAGGCGGAAAAAGGCAAUGGAGAAUGUGAUACUGGCGUCAGACAGAUACAAGGAACUCGAAAGGCAGCUGGAGGAAGCUUGUGAAGCUGAGGAUUUCGAGAGAGCAGAGAGGGUGAGUGAGAGCCUCGCGGAGAAGGAGAAGGAGAAGGACCGGUUAUUGGGUGAACUGAGAGAUGUGGAGUUGGAUUGUGAUGCUGUGGAUUCGAAGAUGCAGGACGUUCUUGAAUCACAGAUUGCUGCAGAGGAGGAAGGAGCUGCACUGCUUGAACAGUUUGCUAAGGAUGCAACUGAUCAUGCAGAUUUAGUUCUUAGAAGAGCAGAAGAAAUAUCUUCAAAACAAAUAGGAGAAUGGGAAUCCUCAAUGCAGCUUUUGGAGAUUAACAAGAUGGAAAUGGGCAUUGAAUCACAACUUGUGUCCGAAGCACGUUCAGGAUUGGAAAAUUCCAUCGAACACUUGGUUGAAGAUGACAGGAAAGAAGUAGAAUUAUUGAGAACAAAACAGGGUAUUUUUUCAGAGGAGUUGGAUCAGCUAUUGGCAUUGGUAAGAUUGAAAGAAGCAGAGAUUGCUGAAAAUGAUUCUCAAAUCCAAAAGGUUGAGAAGAAAAUUUCUGAUGUCAUCUCUGAUUUCCAUGAGACACAAGAAAAUAUUAAAAUGAAGCAUGAGAACCUUCAGCUGUCUCUCUCAAAGCUAGAGUCUGAACAUGAGGCCUUAUCUACUAAAAAGAAGGAAAUUGAUGAAUUCAUUUUGCAAGCACAACAGAAGAGUUCAAGCCUUCAGGAACUUGCCAGUGUUUCUUUGGAUGAAGUCAGAACCUGUCAAAAUUGGGUUGGGUUGAGAAAGAGUUUGGCAUCCUCAAUUCUGAAAUCCAGAGAGGAUAAAGUCAAAUUCGCAAAGAUUGAAGAGAGGAUUUUGGAAGAAAUUCAGAUACUUCGUCAACAGAUUUCUUCUGCCAGAACUACUCUUCAGGAGCUAUCGUCAAACAGAGUGAGUAUCCAGCAAGAAAUUGCAUCAUAUAACCAAAGAAUAGGCUUCAUCGAGAAAAGGGGGCCUGAGCUGGAGGCUGAAAAGAAAAUUGCUGCUGCUGCAAGAAAUUUCAAGGAAGCAGGGCGGAUAGCUGCUGAGGCUAAGGCACUGAACAUGGAGAAGGAAAGCUUGGAAACUAAAAUAGAGAAAUCUGUUUUAGACCUAAAGAAGUUAGAGGGAGAUAUCAAAGACACAGUUGACAAAAUACAGGAGGAUGAAGGCCUGAUCUUACUUAAAGAAAAAGAGGCGGCUAUGGCAGGUUGCAAGAGGCUUCGGCUAGUUGCUGCUUCUGCAAGGGCAGAGAGAUCAGCAGCUCUCGAAAUGGGUGAUGAAGAAGAAGGGGACAGUCUACUGAAAGAGGCUGAAGCUGCUGAUUCCAAAGCAAGGGAACUUCAAGAAACCUAUGAUCUUGAGCCUGAGGAUAUUGGGAAUGCCUUGGAGCACUCUGUUUCCAUAUCAUUGAUAACCAAUCUCGCAGGAGAACAAUUAGCCAAGAUGGCUUCUUCACUCAAUCUUUCUACAAAUGUUGAGUCAUAACUUUAGUCGGUAUAUGUACAUGAGUGGUGAUGCCCCUUGAAAAUUUUGCAGAAUAAUUGUUUUUUUUUUCUGUGCCUCUUGGCGGCUGACUGUUCUUUGAAAUCUUCUGUUUUUUAUUUAUGUUUGAACAAAGUAAUUUGAUUUCUUUUGCCAGCAUGAUUCGAAAUUGGUAUGUAUGUAACAUUUGUUCAAUUUCAAUAAAAUUUUGUGCAAUAUUGUAAUAGAGA
Messenger RNA from Asparagus officinalis (garden asparagus), 2317 nucleotides. Its product is annotated as cingulin. Lineage: Eukaryota; Viridiplantae; Streptophyta; Magnoliopsida; Asparagales; Asparagaceae. Bases 384 to 2090 code for a protein of 568 amino acids. The transcript is spliced from 3 exons. The record is from RefSeq and is a predicted model, not a curated record.